Molecule: messenger RNA, 3782 nt
Organism: Chelonia mydas (Green sea turtle)
Lineage: Eukaryota; Metazoa; Chordata; Testudines; Cheloniidae
Gene: LRRC14B
Product: leucine rich repeat containing 14B
Exons: 2
Coding region: 121-1671 (516 amino acids)
Cellular component (GO): cytoplasm
Source: RefSeq, a predicted model, not a curated record
AAAGACAUUUCACUGAGUACCAGACAGCAGCUGCAGCUAAAAAUAAAGAAUGAUAAGCAACCAGAACCUUAGUUAAACACAGAAGCCACCCUCAAUGCCGGAAAGAAAUCAAAGGCAACAAUGAAAUCGCUGCGGUUCAUUAGUGCUGAGGCUUUGGUAUCGAAUGCGCAACUUGCCAGGAAAAAUCUCAGCAGUGUUGCACAUAACCUUUUUCCUCUUCUUUUUAAAGCUAGUUAUUUACUGGAGCAGGGGGAAGUGAUUCAUGACCUGGUGGAAAACUGGCCCCUGGCAGACUUUAAUAUAGGAAAACUGUUAGGGACAACAGUGGAUUACCAGGAAGACAUCAGCAGCAGAGCAUGCUGUGUUUGUUUGGAAAGUUGUCUAGUUGGGCUGAGAGAUUACGUGUUGAAUUGCUCUUCUCCAUACUCAAAGAGACUGAAAGUGGUGGACCUGACAGGCAUAAAAGAUGUUGAAGUUCAGCUCUGCAAGUGUAAGAAGACUCUGGGAAGGUGGGCCAGGACAGAGCUACUAUCAAAGCUCUCUUUUGAGCUGCUUGUUGAAAUGCAAAGGCUGCAGUUCAAUCCAUGUAUCUUUGAUAUCGCUAUUGAUGUUCUCAUUGACCUGUUUGUUACAGAGCGGAACUAUGAACUUGUGGUCCAAGCCUUACUGAUGAGAUGCCACUGUCCACUAAAGAUUCGUUGUGUGGCAUUCAGAGCUGACAGUCUCACUUUACGAAAGCUUUUCUACAUCAUAAAGCUCACAGAUCCCUCUUCACUGCGCAAACUUGAAGUGGUUCACAAUAUUCGUUUGGAAAUGGAGCACUUGGAAGUGCUGUUUAAUAACAUCCACUUUCCUCUACUGACAUCGCUUACCCUGCCGGCCAGAGCAUUCAAUGUGCAGCGGUUUACAGCCGAGGAUGAACCAAUUCUUAUGACUAUUGGAGAAAAGAUGAGCCAAAUGACGCAGCUGACUGAGCUGAGCCUGGCAUUUUCUACCCUCACAGGAAAAAUACGGAAACUGCUCAGCCCACUGAAAACCCCUCUGAAGCUACUGGAUGUUUCUAACUGCGCCUUGAACCAUGCUGACAUGGCUUAUUUAGCCAAUAGCCUCCAUUCUAACCACCUGGAAGUACUGGACCUCAGUGGGCACAAUGUGGCUGACCUUUACCCCUCAACCUUCUUUAAACUUCUCAGCCACUGCUCUUAUACUCUGAAGAUGCUCAUCCUUGAGGAAUGUAACAUUCAAGACAUUCAUGUAAAUAUGUUGAUUUUGGGUUUGAUCCCUUGCCGGAAGCUACAAGAAUUCAAGUUCCUUGGAAAUCCCCUGUCAUCCCGAGCACUUAAAUGCCUCUUUAAUGUUUUUAGUGACUUGCCGAUGCUGAAAUACAUUGAGUUCCCAGUUCCUAGGGACUGCUAUCCUAACAAUGUCACCUACCCAAUUGAUGAUGCUUAUCUUUCAAAAUUUGAUCACCAAAAAUAUGAGAGUGUAUCAGAGGAACUUAAUAAUAUUUUACUUCAUGCAAACCGGGAGGACAUAAAGGCUUCAACACCACUCUUCGGAAGCUAUGACGCAGCCAUUCAAGAGACUGGCAAUGAACUGGGAUCUUACUUACUGAAAUCUUUCAAAGAUACUUUAGAAAACUUUAACAAAGCUCUUCAAGAAAUGAAUUAAAAUGUAGUGGUGAUGACUGCUCUGCCUAACAGAGAGUAAAUUCAAUAUACACUAGGAACUUCAAAACACUGCACAUCCAUUUCUGCUUUCGCUGAUUUCUGGACUGUAUUUGGUUUUAUUUUUGGAGCUACAGUAUAGCAUAUGCAUUUUUAAUCGUGCUAUGAAUUGCAAGUAUUAAUGUAAAGGCCACUUUCUGAGAACUCCUUUAAUCACUGCAUACUCUGCACAAAAGCACAGCUUUGGUUCCAGUUACUGCAGUAAAGCAAGAUAUGAUUGUAUUUCACCUGCAGUAUGACCUAGCCAUAUUUUUUAAUUUACCUAAUAAUGAUGGGCUAAUUUGUGCCCUCCUGCAGAUAAACACAUUGAGAGGGACCUUAGGAGGAACUAAACUCCACUAAUUUCCUCUGACGAAGUUUUAUCUAAAUUUGGCUGUGGAUUUGCCCCCCAUGGCAGAGAUAGGGAUUCCAAUCCCCAAAUCCUGCACACCCCCAAGAAUCGUGUGCUGGAGGCACAGGGCCAUCCCUGCACAGGUCCUUCUCUGCAUUAGCUAUCUCCAUUGUAGCCACACUGCCCUGUCCACUCGAGAUCUGUGGUAGUGCAACUGCAAUAGAGAUGAGCAGCCUACCUGGUAGCCGCCCCUGGAGCCCACCUUUAAGGAGGAGUUCCAUAGUGCAGAGUUGACUCCAAUCAAAAGAUAAUACAACUCCUACCCAUAUUAACUCCUGAGUGUAUGUUCCAGUGGGCUUGAGGGGAUGGGGGUGGAGACGAUGUGCACCCUGUAGUCCUUUUUCUUUCUAUGUAUGGACCCCAGAACCCAUACGUAGGUCUCUUUGAGGUUUGGAGGAAGGGGAGGCAGGGUGCUACUCAGACAACUGACCCUCCUUUCAUAUGUGGAUGCAAGAAAUUCACACAGAGCCCCUCCAUGCCUGGAUCCUAGAGGAUUAAAAGGCCCUAAAUACAGUAACUGUAUGAUUGCAUUCUGCAACCAUCAUCAUCUUCAUACGAGCAAUGCUGAGAUCUGCAGAAAAGGACUUAGGGGUUAGAGUGGACGAGAAGCUGGAUAUGAGUCAACAGUGUGCCCUUAUUGCCAAGAAGGCCAAUGGCAUUUUGGGAUGUAUACGUAGGGGCACUGCCAGCAGAUCGAGGGACGUGAUCAUUUCCCUCUAUUCAACAUUGGUGAGGCCUCAUCUGGAGUACUGUGACCAGUUUUGGGCCCCACACUACAAGAAGGAUGUGAAAAAAUUAGAAAGCAUCCAGCGGAGGGCAACAAAAAUGAUUAGGAGACUGGAACACAUGACUUAUGAGGAGAGGCUGAGGGAACUGGGAUUGUUUAGUCUGCGGAAGAGAAGAAUGAGGGGGGAUUUGAUAGCUGCUUUCAACUACCUGAAAGGGGGUUCCAAAGAGGAUGGAUCUAGACUGUUCUCAGUGGUAGCUGAUGACAGAACAAGGAGUAAUGGUCUCAAAUUGCAGUGGGGGAGAUUUAGGUUGGAUAUUAGGAAAAACUUUUUCACUAAGAGGGUGGUGAAACACUGGAAUGCGUUACUUAGGGAGGUGGUGGAAUCUCCUUCCUUAGAUAUUUUUAAGGUCAGGCUUGACAAAGCCCUGGCUGGGAUGGUUUAGUUGAGGGUUGGGUCCUGCUUUGAGCAGGGGGUUGGACUAGAUGACCUCCUGAGGUCCCUUCCAACCCUGAUAUUCUAUGAUUCUAUGAUCUGCAGACCAGCCCUCAGAUGAGAAGUGCAGGGUGUGUUCAAGUUAAGGUAGUUUUUUCUGCUUUUCUUCUGUAUGAUGAUAAUACAGAAUAAUUAAAUGCAACUAUAAAAAUCAGAGGGGCAUCUACUCUCAAUAAUCCCACUAUUUUGAGAUUUACAGGUCUCUGGCCCUUCCUGCAUGUACACAAAUAACAAAUAAAAAUUAUUUUUAUCUGUGGUCUGUGUAUUAAUUAAUUCAAAUCCACCAUACAUGCAAAUCAAAAGAAAAAGAAAAGAAAAGCUGUGUGGUUCCUCACCCCAUACAGGAGGAGCAGCCCUCUCCAUAUCCUCCCCUGAGUGGGGGUGCAGAGACUCAUGGGGACAGGGGGUGGAGGUGGCUGAGUGAGGGCAGAAGGGACACAU